This is a messenger RNA of Asterias rubens (European starfish), 1625 nucleotides long. RefSeq names its product endothelial differentiation-related factor 1-like. The record is from RefSeq and is a predicted model, not a curated record. Gene Ontology annotation, cellular component: nucleus. The coding region runs from base 170 to 610 and encodes 146 amino acids. Gene Ontology annotation, molecular function: DNA binding. The transcript is spliced from 6 exons. Lineage: Eukaryota; Metazoa; Echinodermata; Asteroidea; Forcipulatida; Asteriidae.
CUGGCAAAUUCGUGUACCAGACAACUCUACUGAAACUGCCCCAAAAUUAAUCACAACAUUGCUGGCAAGUUUGCAAUCUUUACACAAAUUGAGUCAGUGAACACCCGCCGUAUUUUUUAUUUUCUUGAGGAAGUUUGAAGGGGGAAGAUUGCAAAUAAAUCUUUUGAAAAUGGCCGAGGCAGAUUGGGAUGAAGUUACAUAUUUGAGGAAGAAGCAACAAACAGCGAAACAAGCCAGGUCAAAUAAGGCUGUUAAUAGUGCAUUAAGAAAAGGAGAAACUGUGGAAACAAGAACGAAAUUCAGUGCAGCUUCAAAUAAGCAACACUCCGGAGACAAGAGCACCGUGAAACUAGACCAGGAGACUGAGGAACUGCAUCAUGAAACAGUUUCCUUACAGCUCGGGCAAUUGAUCCAGAAAGGUCGAGUCCAGAAGGAAUUAACUCAAAAGGAAUUGGCAACAAGGAUUAACGAGAAACCACAGGUUAUCAAUGACUACGAGGCCGGACGAGCAAUCCCUAAUCAGCAGAUCAUCUCUAAGAUUGAGCGGAUUAUCGGAAUGAAGUUAAGAGGCAAAGACAAGGGAAAGCCGCUUGGGGGUAGUAAGAAGUAAUGGCGCCUACCCUCAAUGGAAGUCUCAUCGCCAUUGCGUACCCCGAUGCACACAGAAACACUAUUAUUGUCCAUCGGGGAAAAUUUUUUUCAUCAUGCAUGUUUCUUUUUACAAAGAUUUCUCGUGGAUCUCUGGACAACUUGAAGUUACCAAGGACAAAAGGAAAACUCAAGAUAACUGAAUUGUCUUUGUUAUUUUCAGCUGCGAGUUUACAAAACGUGUUUCUCUUUUGCAAUUGAUCAUGUUCUAGUUUGUGUUACUGUUGAUGUUCCUUUGGGCCCAACUUUACAGAGCUGCUUAAGCAGAAAAGGUUUGCUUAGCAGAUUCCUACUGAGAAUAGAUAAGCAGGGAAGCAUUGAGUAAUUAAAUUGGGCUUGUGACUUAUUGGCUUUAAUCAAUUAUCAAGAAGAAACACAGACUAAAUGUGAAGAAUGAUCACAGCUCAUAAAUCUUGAAAUUCCCUGCCUGAACCCCUUCCAAAAAGUGCCAGAGAUUUUGUCAAGAAGAAGGCACUUGUGUAAAGAAAAGAAGUUUGACACAUUUUUUUAAAGAAUUUAAUUGUGGUUAGAAAUCAUCAGAGAAACCAUUUUGAGUAGUUCUAACUUUUGCUGAAUAUUUCUUGGAACAUCAUUCAAAAUAGAUGAACAGUUGUUUAAUAGAUCAGCUUUGACAGGCUCAAAGUUCAUAAAGCUGCUUAGCUGAGAAUAGUGCUUGGGAAAAUAUGUCAGUCACAAACAGGAUACUUAAUGUGGGAUUUUGGCUAGUACCUUUAUAUGGAACCUAUUCUUCAGAGGAUUGACCAAAAACAAGCUUUAAAGAAUCAAGUUUUUUCUUCUCUUUUUUUUGUUGAAAGCAGAUAUCACAAAAAUGUGAUUCACAAUGACUUGUAAGCAAUAGUUUCUUCAUGUUUUAAAUAAAGCUUAUCUUCAGCAAUUAAUUUUUUUAUUGAGGAAUUUUUAUCUGCUGGGUUUGAAAAAACACAAACAAACAAAAAGUAGUUGAGUAGGAUUUGAAA